GGUGGGGGAAAGGGUACCAAAGCCGGAAAACUUAAUCGCGGUCGCUUGCCGCUUUGGAGGGUGAAUUGACCUUGUUCGAGGAACAGACGUUGCAUAAUGUCGAAACGAAUCGUCAAGGCUGCAGCUGAUUAGAUAAAUGUACAACAUGAUGGACCAGUUUAAAUAGCAUAGCAGAUACGCUGGCCUGUGAGGACGGCGGCUGUGCAUCAAUUUUGAGAGUAGAAAGUUGAUUACAACCAGCGCGGCAACACGUGUGUAAGCUGACGUAAAUACAACGAGCAUUGCAUCUAUUGAAAAAGUAUAGGAGAGAAAUAAAUCGACGAUGCCCCUUGAGGAUUAUAAGGAUAUAGUUGGCACAUGCGCUAGCAUUACGACGAUUGGACAGUUUUUUUCAGGAGUAUUUAUUUGCAAGGACAUAGUAAAAAAGGGAUCAACAGAAAAUGUGGCAGACACACCAUUCAUCGGCGGUAUUGCCGUUUCUGUUCUUAUGUAUGUUUAUGCAAAAAUCUUGAAUGAUCCAGCAAUGGUGUCAGUGAACGUCGCUGGAAUAACGCUCAAUGUUUGUUACUUGUUGUGUUAUUAUUUAUAUACACAUGAUAAGAAAUCUGUUCUGAAACACAUAUGGAAUGCUUUUUUGAUAUGUGCUGUUUUUGUGGCAUAUGCCUGGUGGGAAGAUCCAGACUUAAUUGAACAUAGAUUUGGAAUAAUUGUAACUGUGUUACUGCUUCUUCUUAUUGGAUCACCACUUUUUUCACUUGGUGAAAUCAUAAGAAGUAAAAGCAGUGCUUCUCUACCAUUUCCGUUAAUACUGUCAGGGACAGUAGUUUCUGCAGAAUGGCUUUUAUACGGCAUUAUAAUUAAAAAUCAUUUCAUUCAGUUGCAGAAUGCAGUUGCUCUCGUAUUGAGUGCCAUUCAGCUGUCACUCUUUGUGAUUUAUCCAAGUAAACCAAAAGAAAAAGAAGAAAAGAAGAAAGAUUAAUGUAGAUGUGUUUCUAGAGUUAGCAAAUUUUUAUUACAUAUGUAUACAUUAUGUACAUAUAGUUUUAAUAUAUGGAACUGUUGGCAAGUAGAUUCCAAACUGUAAAGUGUGUUCAUUACUUGUGUUUGGUAAGUUUUAAAUUAUUUAUUGCAAUAAAACUGUUAACAUAUUUCCGAAUCUUUGUCAGAAACAGAAACACAGAUGUUGGGCAUCUCUCUCUCUCUGUCCUAGAACUUUUCAGUGUACAAUUCACACUGUAUCAAUGUAUAAUUGUGUGUUGUUUAUUGUCACCCAUUUAAAUAAUCACUUACAUUAAGAAGAGUUUGUGGCAGUUUUACAAAUGUGAAUAUCGAAUUACUGCUGCAAAACAAAAGGAGUACAAAAUAAUAGAAAAGGAAAAAUUCUGUGGAGAAAUUUCACAUGGGCACAGCUUACCUUCAGGAAGUGCAACUCCCAAUACAGCCAACAGACACACAGAAAUAGAAAAUGACAGUCAUCCCAUUUCACAAAUUCGUUCUUCAGAGCAGAAAAGAGAGAAUAAAUGGAAGACAUGGGAAUGUGUGAAAGUAAGUUAUGUGUUACACAUAGUGGGAAGCACCAAUAUAUAUUGUGUGUGUUCUGUUGGCUGUGCUGAGAGUUAACAACUUGAUUGGAUAGCCUAUCUGCGAACUGAAUUAUUAUAAAAGACCUGCAGUACACAAGACAGUUUGUGUUUACUCAUAAUAAUGCAGUGAAUCAAUGAUUUCCA
This is a messenger RNA of Schistocerca piceifrons (Central American locust), 1727 nucleotides long. Its product is annotated as sugar transporter SWEET1-like. The record is from RefSeq and is a predicted model, not a curated record. Gene Ontology annotation, biological process: carbohydrate transport. The transcript is spliced from 6 exons. Lineage: Eukaryota; Metazoa; Arthropoda; Insecta; Orthoptera; Acrididae. Bases 323 to 979 code for a protein of 218 amino acids. Gene Ontology annotation, molecular function: sugar transmembrane transporter activity. Gene Ontology annotation, cellular component: membrane.